Molecule: messenger RNA, 2085 nt
Organism: Caenorhabditis briggsae
Lineage: Eukaryota; Metazoa; Nematoda; Chromadorea; Rhabditida; Rhabditidae
Exons: 5
Coding region: 1-2085 (694 amino acids)
Biological process (GO): phosphatidylinositol biosynthetic process; positive regulation of kinase activity
Cellular component (GO): endosome membrane; PAS complex
Source: RefSeq, a predicted model, not a curated record
AUGUCAGACGGGUCCUAUGGGCCGAUUUCAGCUGGGAUCAUCCGGUCUAUCACUGAUAAAUCGUAUGAAAGAAGAAAAGCAGCAGCUCUAGACGUUGAAAAGCUAGUACGAGAUUUGUUCAACAACAACCAAUUGUCUCAGCUCGACCGAUGUCUCGCAGUACUCGCAGAACUAAUCAAUUCGGGAAACUCGAAUCAGAGAAAGGGAGGAUUAAUUGGAAUGGCGGCUUCUUCGAUUGCCUUGGGAAACAAAAAUGCUCCUCCAUAUACUGCGAAGCUAGUUGAACCUAUUGUACCCUGCUUUUUGGACGCAGAUCUUCAAAUCAGAUACUAUGCCUGUGAAUCACUUUACAACAUCGCUAAGAUCUGCAAAACCGCAGUACUGGAUCACUUUGGAGAUAUCUUCGAUGUUCUGUGGAGAGUAACAGCAGAUUCUGAUCAAAAUGUGCGAGGCGGUGCUGAACUUCUAAAUCGUCUGAUAACGGAAAUCGUUCUUUCUAAAGAAGACUUUGAUGUAGCAAUUCUAAUGGCUCUCAUCCGGGAUAGAAUCUACACUCAAACAUCAUCAAACCGAAGAUUCAUACUGGAGUGGUUGAACACCAUUAACUCGACUCCAUUCUUCUCAGUUUGCAAUUACAUCUCUGAAAUCUCUGAUGGUCUAUUCAAAAUGCUUGCCGAUCAAGCCCCAGCUGUUAGAGAUCUCUGUGAAACUGUCCUUGGCAACUUUUUAUCUGCAAUAAAGUUCAAGCCGGAAUCUCUGACUCAUGAAGACAAAAUUCAAAUGGUCAAUGUCCUGGUUGUGCACACACAUGAGAAUGAACCCUUCCUCGCCAGAAAACUAUCUCUUAUCUGGCUAGAAGAGUUCGUGAAGUUGUAUAAGGCAGAAUUGUUAGAAAUGCUGUCCACUUUUCUUGUCGGGAUUCUACCCUCCAUUGUAGAACACGAACUGAGAGGCGAUGCUGUGAACCGACUUCUGAUGGCUCUUGUGGGAGAAAACAAAUUGGAACAGGCAAAUCUCGAUAGAACUAUUGAGGUUCUAUUGAAGUAUAUCAAAUACGAUGUCGUGGAGACUCGGGUUACUGUUCUCAACUGGAUCCGUCAUUUGCAUAGCUCAAUGCCAGGACAGCUCUUCAUUCAUAUGCAUCAAAUCUUUCCAGUGCUUUUGAACACUCUAUCGGAUACUUCUGAUGAAGUUCUUCUUCUGGACCUUUUCCUCAUUUCCAAUAUUUGUCAAUCAGAGUCUGCACCUGACCAAGUGGAUGUGUCAACUUUUGGAUUAGAAGAAGAAGCUCUGAAACAAGUUUCGGACAUUUCUCCAUUCCUUAUUAAAUUUGCAUUGAGUCUCCUAGAAAUGUUCCGAACAGAACCAUCGUUGCUACGAGAAAGAGGAGUUCUUAUCAUCAGACAGCUUUGCCUACUCCUGGAACCCGCUCAAAUUUACAGAGUGAUUUGUGUCCUGUUGGAGAGAGAGUCAAAACAUAAUUUCACCCAAGAAAUGGUCUCGACUCUUCACGGCGUUUUGCUAACCGCUACCGAACUCUUCAUUCUCCGAGACGAACUCCGGUCACUAUCCAAUGAAUCAUCUCGCUCCCUAUUCGAGUGCAUAUUCCGUGUCUGGUCGAAUCGUCCAAUUGCUCUUCUAGGACUUUGUCUCCUAUCGCAACAUUAUCAACAAGCUGCGGAUGUGGCACUCCUGCUUUCUCAGGUCGACAUUACUGUAGAUGUUUUAUUAGAAAUCGACAAACUGGUUAAUCUAAUAGAAAGUCCCGUUCUUGCAUAUGUGCGAAUGGACCUACUUUCAUCAGUUCAUCGGUCACCUCUAUGCACUGUUCUCUCAGCACUACUAAUGCUCUUGCCACAGUCGGAAGCAUUCGUAACUCUCCACAAACGGCUUCAGGCAGUUCCAGCAUUGGUGUCGAUUGACAACUCUACUUAUGCACCAAAAGUUCCACCAUGCCGAAUCGACUUCCCACCUCUCAUGAUCCACUUCAAAGUCGCCCUUGCACGUCGGCAAACUGAAAUCCGCUCCCGUCAUCGAGACCUUUUAUCGGGAGUUGUCUCGCAGAUGCGAAGCUUGAAGUCAUGA